GGCGGACGGCGCGGGUAUCCUGGCAGACAUGGACAGCGCGGGGAAAGAGCGAGAGGCGGUGCAGCUGAUGGCGGAGGCCGAGAAGCGAGUCAAGGCUUCCCACUCCUUCCUCCGGGGCCUGUUUGGAGGAAACACGAGGAUAGAAGAGGCUUGUGAAAUGUAUACCAGAGCAGCAAACAUGUUCAAGAUGGCCAAAAAUUGGAGCGCUGCAGGAAACGCCUUUUGUCAGGCCGCCAAGCUGCACAUGCAGCUGCAGAGCAAGCACGACGCCGCCACCAGCUUCGUGGACGCCGGCAACGCUUACAAGAAGGCAGACCCCCAAGAGGCUAUCAACUGCUUAAACGCAGCCAUCGACAUUUACACAGACAUGGGGAGGUUUACCAUUGCAGCUAAGCACCACAUCACCAUUGCCGAGAUCUACGAGACAGAGCUGGUGGACAUUGAGAAGGCUAUUGCACAUUAUGAACAAUCUGCUGAUUAUUACAAAGGAGAAGAAUCCAACAGCUCCGCUAACAAGUGUCUGCUGAAGGUGGCGGCGUAUGCUGCCCAGCUGGAGCAGUACCAGAAAGCCAUCGAGAUUUAUGAGCAGGUUGGGGCAAACACCAUGGAUAACCCUUUGCUGAAGUACAGUGCGAAGGAUUACUUCUUCAAAGCAGCCCUGUGUCACUUCAUAGUAGACGAGUUGAAUGCCAAGCUGGCCCUGGAGAAGUAUGAGGAAAUGUUCCCAGCAUUUACUGAUUCCAGAGAAUGUAAGCUAUUGAAAAAACUUCUAGAAGCUCAUGAAGAGCAGAACAGUGAAGCUUACACUGAGGCGGUGAAGGAGUUUGACUCCAUAUCUCGCUUGGAUCAGUGGCUGACCACCAUGUUGCUGCGCAUCAAAAAGUCCAUCCAAGGGGAUGGAGAAGGAGAUGGCGACCUCAAGUGAACUCAUCGUCCCUUCGUGGCAUGCAGCUGACUCCUUUUUAGUUUUGUCUUAGGACCGCGUGAUCUCCAUGGGACGCCCAUUGAACGGCUUCAUUCUGUUGCCUGUGAGCCCUGCGAGCUGGGUCUGUGGGAGCUCCCACGAGCUUGGGCGGGUGGUUGGCUGUGGCGUGCAUUGCAGGCUGCCCUGGCUCUCUGAGAAUUGUGCUGCAGACCCUUGCUCCUCCUUUGUCUUCAGUGUUGCCACGUUUCUGUGUCCCCUGAGAGCAGUCCACACACAUGCUUGGCAGAGUGUGUAUACGUUCACAUCUGGCUGUGUUCUGUAAAACAUGUAUGUUUUAAUCUAGGAUAGCUAAUAGCAAUGCAUUGAUAACCUUGUCAGAAACCCUUCAUGGUUUGGUUGCCCUGUGAUGAUUUGGAUGGGCUAGAGACCACCUUCUUAUGUAUCGCUCCGAGGGCUGAUGAGUGUGUACUGGAAAAUUAGAACAGCUCAGGUGUGUUGAUGUCAGUACUGUGAAUUUCCUGGCAGUGCUUGCCAGGGUAUGGGUGGCUGUAGGUGGGCUUGAUUGAUCUGUGCUGUCACGCAAACGAAAGAGCCCUGAGAAAUGGAGAGUUGGGGGUGGCUGGUGGCAUGAUUUGAGUGCGCUGCUUGGACCCUGCCUUGUUUUGCAGGGGAAUUGGAUCCUACAGGUGUGCUGUAUGGAUGGGUGAACUUGAUCUUAGCAGCGUAGGCGCUAGCAUGGUUCCUCAGAUAGAGUCCUAUUUCCUAAGGCUGCUCCCUGUGCUGUGCCUGAACAAUGUGUGUGUGAUGCACUCCUGUGGCCAACACUGCCCACAGCUCUUUCUGGUAGAUUGUCAUCACUGAUGCUGUAUCAUGAAACCUGCCGUGCUGUGCAAUAGCAGGCUGUGUGGCAGCUUGGCUGGAACUGGUAGGAUUUUGUAUGACAGAAGUAGAGUGAGUCCAGACAAAGGGCUGAGCGAGGAAGGUUGUGGAGGAUGGGCAAGUGGGCGAGUGUAGAGUGAAAGGUGGUGGGCCCUGGAACUGGGAGGCCACGCUAGGCGGGUCCUGCUGG
Molecule: messenger RNA, 1994 nt
Organism: Ochotona princeps (American pika)
Lineage: Eukaryota; Metazoa; Chordata; Mammalia; Lagomorpha; Ochotonidae
Gene: NAPB
Product: NSF attachment protein beta
Exons: 11
Coding region: 29-925 (298 amino acids)
Biological process (GO): intracellular protein transport; SNARE complex disassembly; synaptic transmission, glutamatergic
Cellular component (GO): terminal bouton; synaptobrevin 2-SNAP-25-syntaxin-1a complex; vacuolar membrane
Molecular function (GO): syntaxin binding; soluble NSF attachment protein activity
Source: RefSeq, a predicted model, not a curated record